GGUCGAUAGGCGGCGACAUUUUCAGCCUCACCAGGUUCACAUGUACAUCCUGCUACAGUGAAGAAGAGUACACUCGGAAAUCAAUAUGGCGACCCGCCGGCUAGCAUGUUUGGGGUUAAAUGCCGUUUAUUCUACGGUCUGCUUACCAAAUCAGGCACUGAGAAGCUGCUGGGGAGCUGUGGAGCAGAUCAGAAGCUACUAUGUUGACUGGAGGAUGCUCAGAGACGUCAAGAGAAGACAGAUGGCCUUCGACUAUGCAGAUGAAAGAUUACGGAUCAAUGCAUUAAGGAAGAACACUCUCCUGCCGAAAGAGCUUCAGGAGAUCGCAGACAAAGAAAUUGCAGGUCUCCCAAGAGACAGCUGUCCUGUGAGGAUACGUAACAGGUGUGUGAUGACUUCCCGGCCCCGAGGAGUAAAGCGGAGGUGGCGACUGAGUCGAAUUGUAUUCCGGCACCUUGCUGACCACAACCAGAUGUCAGGGAUUCUCAGAGCAAGAUGGUGAAUGUGGUAUUUUUGGAUAUAAUGGUUGAUUUAUGUGUAAACAAAGCUGUGCAGGUUUUAGCUUUGCAGAUUUCUCAAAGUAUCUAAUUUCCUGCUAAAAUCUGAUUUUGUUGUGUGAACCCAAAUAUAUGAAAAGUAAUGCAAAUAUGAGUAAGAGUAAAUAAACAUCAUUGUGCAAAACUG
Messenger RNA from Oryzias melastigma (Indian medaka), 684 nucleotides. It is a transcript of the gene mrps14, whose product is annotated as mitochondrial ribosomal protein S14. Gene Ontology annotation, biological process: translation. Lineage: Eukaryota; Metazoa; Chordata; Actinopteri; Beloniformes; Adrianichthyidae. The coding region runs from base 86 to 502 and encodes 138 amino acids. The transcript is spliced from 3 exons. Gene Ontology annotation, cellular component: mitochondrial small ribosomal subunit; ribosome. Gene Ontology annotation, molecular function: structural constituent of ribosome. The record is from RefSeq and is a predicted model, not a curated record.